Molecule: messenger RNA, 4357 nt
Organism: Bombina bombina (fire-bellied toad)
Lineage: Eukaryota; Metazoa; Chordata; Amphibia; Anura; Bombinatoridae
Product: KIAA2012 ortholog
Exons: 26
Coding region: 1-3636 (1211 amino acids)
Source: RefSeq, a predicted model, not a curated record
AUGCUUAAUUGGAAGAAAAAUGAUUCUGAAUUCCACUGGGCACCGUAUCUCCAUUUCUUAAAUGAAGAGGGUAACCAAGUCAGCAGACAGAUUCGGCCUGGAUAUUCACCCAAGAGGUAUCUAAUGCGUCUCUGUCAGAGCUGGGAUCCAAAUACAAUAUGUAGGCUGCACCAAGCAGGAAGCCUCAGGGAUUCAGUACAACUUCAACAACUCCCAACCAUCACGCAAGAAAUCAGCAGGAGAUAUCCAGACCUGUCAUCUGUUCCCUCAAAGUAUCAGUGCCCGCCUGUCUUCAGCUCUUCUAAUCUCCCUUGUUGGACUCACACAGAUGUGCUUGCCAAUUCAGGAAUGUAUAGUCUUGCACAGGAGGAGCUUGAAGAUGUGGAUGCCCCGGAUAUUAAAAUCCUGCAGGAAUCUAGCAAAAGUGACUCAGCUACACAAUAUUUUAAUGGGGUAGCUCAGAGAAGGCCUACUCCGGAGCCAGCAGAACUCUAUGAAAACUUCCAAAAAAGAAAUGAAAGAUAUAUCAAUCAAAAGGGGCAGUUACAAGAAAGGCUACAAGUUGAUAAUGAAACAACAAAUGAAAGGGCUGAAUUGUCAGAUAAGCCACCAAUACAUAUGCCCAUCUUUAUGGGGAAGAACAUUAUCACAUCUUGCCAUGGAAAGCCACACACAACAUUUUACGGAGGCUGCUUUAAUGGAACAAAGAAAUAUAACAUACAAGAUAUUAACAAAAAUCAAACCGACGAACCUCUAUCAGAUGGAAGGUUUUUACCCCAUAUCCCUCAGUCACAUACAUCAGGGCUUGGAAUUGGGAGGGAAAGGAAAAACAAGGUACAUGAGUCUCUAAACUUACCACCAAUAUUAGAGGAGGCUCCACAACGCAUGCGGAGGUUUAAUGCUACGGAUCCACCAGAAGAACUCAUUAUUAUCCCACUAAUGGUUCACUUCCAGUGCCAGAUGCCAAAGAGAGAAGAGAAACGCUAUAGAAAAGGUGGUGAUGUACUCACCAUGCCUGAAGCCCCACCAAUAGGAUCCCUACCCCCUAUAAAUGGAAAGAAAGGACCCGGAAACCAGAGCAGCAUGGCAGGUUUAAAGGUUACGAGCUCCAACAGCAGCAGUAGUGGCACUGCUGGCCCCAAGCCAAUUCCAACCGGCAUUAUUAGAGGCUCUAUCCCUGAAGAACUUAAAGAGUGUUGCAAGAGUGGAUCUGUAGGCAGCCUGAUAAUGAGUCCUGAUGGAGAGAUUGUUUGUCUGUCUCUUGUGGGUGCUGUACAAGAUACAAACAUUCCUAUCCGCUUUGACUUCAUCCCAGAAGAAGAUGAGGGAGAAAAUGAAGAAGAUUGUCUUCCACUGGAAUCUUGGGGUCAGGAAGGACAAUGGGUACAUAAUCAGCCAAGCUCUGAGCAAGGAAUGAACGGUACCAAUAUACCAACACUGCACAUUCCUACAGGUUUACAGGAAGAAGAAGCGACACCUAUUUACCAUAAAGAGAAGAAAAAACACCAGAAUGUAACACUGCCGAGUUCGAAUGAGUAUAAAUCAAUGAGUGAAGAUCCUGUAAGAGAUAACACUGAAGCAGAGCAGAUGCCCAUAGAGACAAGAGACGAGAGGAUUGAGGUGCCAGUGACUGCAGAUGAAGUAGAAGAUGAAUUACAGAGAAUCACAUAUUCACCUAAGGAGCAAUUAACAAACAUGGAAGAAAUCGCCACAUCUGCUCAUGUAACACCGAGAUCCACAUCAUCCUUAGGCAGAGUAUCUAGAAGAAAAGUGCUGGAUCAGACUUCCAAAGAGAUUGAGUUUCAGAUGCGCACAGAACCCUCUGAGAGAGUAGCACUUAAUGAGGACAACCUGAAAGAGUUCCAUGCUGGGAAUACUGUUCACCAGCAACCAACAGAUGAUGCUGAGCAAACACUUUCACAGGUUAGCAAGAAAGAAAAAAAGAUUGGAAGAGAAAAACUAAACAAGCCAGAACAUUCAGAUAAAACAACUGUGCCCCUGAGAGACACAUUGAGUAAGGAAGAAAUAUUUCCUGGACAGGGGCCUAUGAAGCAGCAGAUUAAAACAGAAGACUCUCAGGACAAUGUGUCUUCACUACCGAUUUUGGACAAAGGUGAACACACCAACAAAAAGGAGGAAGCAAAAUCUGCAGUUCCAGAAAAGCAGAAAAGCUCUGAAAAGAAGAUAUCAGAGAGAAAGCCGAGAGUGAAAAACACAGAGAGUGAGGAAAAGGUGCCCAAAGCCAAGAGAGAACUGCCGCCUAUCACUCUGCCUUUGGAGAAUGAGAUAGAGGAUAGUCUAAAUAAGACCAUUACAGAGGAUGAGGAGGUGGCCAUAUUAGAAGAGAUUGCCAGUGGUAUGAAACAAGAGACUACCAAGAUUAAGGGGAAAAAGAAAAGCAAAAGUGAUAAAGUCCAGAAAACAGAGAAAACACCAAUCACCAGAAGCACAAAGAAUAGCCAGCAGAAUGGUAAACAGCAGGGCAGAGCUGCUUUUGUUGUAGGGCAGCCCAAAGAAAAGAAACUAGAAGGAACAAUAUCUAAUGCAAGUAAAGCAACAAGCUUAGCGGAGAAGCAGGAAAUAAUCACUGAAACAAACAAUUCUGUUAAUGAGGAAGAAGAGUUGACACAAAAAGAAAAUGAUGCUCAGUCUGAGACAGAGGAAUCUCAAAAUGGAACUUCCACUCCUAAACAUCCUGAAAACCUUCCAUUCAUUCCAGAUGUUGACAGCGAUUAUACAGACAACCAGAUUCCCCACCAAGAAGCAGAAGAGUCUGUUUCUAUUGAUGAGACCCCUGCUUCCCCCCCUGAAGUCGUUGUAUCUCUUCCUUUGCCCAGCGAAGAUGCCAAGAGUGAAAUCUCAGAGGCUACUAGUGGUCCUGUACGACACCAGAGAUCAUCAAGAGCUCGAGAGCUCUCAGAGAAGGCAGAGAGGCGAAGGAUAGAAGUAGAAAAAAAGAGACGAGAACGUGAGGAACAGCUACGACUGGAGCAGGAGCAGCAAGAGAGGAUGGAAAUGAUGAGGAAAGAGCUUGAAGAGGAGCAACUGAGGAGGGCAGAGGAGAAUCGCCAGAAAAAACAACAGCAUGAGGAGGAGAAGUUUCGCCAGGAACAGGAAAGGCAGCGUAGAUUGCAGCUGGAACAGCAGACACUGGAGCGAGCACGUCAGCAACAGGAGGAACAUCGCAAAAAGCUGCAGGAAUUGCAUAGGAGGAAGCAGCAAGAGGAGUUGGAGAGAACAGAAUUGGAACGUCAAAGGCAGAGAGAACAAGAGCUUCAGGAAGCAGAAGAGCGACGGCGACUACUGGAAAUGGAAGAUGAGGAGCGGGAAGAAUAUAAACGAAACAAAAAAGAAAAGGAGGAGGAAGCAAAACGUCAGGAGCAAGAAAGGAAACAGAGAGCAGAAGAGGAAGCCAGGGCUAUACUGGAAGAGGCGCAGAGACAAGCCCAGCUGUUAGCUAGGCAGGCAGCAGCAUUGGAGCAGCAGCUUCAGUUUAAUCGAGGAUUACUAACAGAAUCGAUUGGUCUGGAUCAGACUCAGUCUAUUUCAAGGCCUUGGGUUUUCUCUUACUUUGAGUUCCUGCAGCUGCUGGGGUUACCUCUACCCACAGGAGGCGAUAACGACUGCAUCCUAUAAAAUCAUCUCUGCAAACCCAAGACAUUAACUGGAUACAGUAUAAAAGUUUAACAGAACUAGGAAGAAAAUUAAUUUGUGUGUAUCCAGCAUAUUAUGAUAAAUGAAACUGCCCAUUUGAGCAUGGAACAGCGGUAUCUUCUCAAACCUAAUAGCUUUUAUGUGACAUCUGCUAAUGGCAGUUCAGCAAAGAAAUAUGCAAAAACAGCAUUGUAUGUUACUUAUUCCGUGUGCAAUCCUAGGGUACAUAACAUCACUAGAAUACAUGGCUCAGCAGAGUUACUGUUACACCAUUUUGCUUAUCUAUAGUCUAACAGGUCAGAUUAAUAGCCUCCCGACAAAAAGAAAUAACUUGUUGCCUCUAUAAUCAGUAAGAUAUGUUCACAGCAUUUUAUUUCUCUAAUAAGCCCCAGCAUAACAGUCUACUUAUCAGGAGAAAGCAAUGUGGUAUGCACUAAGUGCCCUAUUGCUGCAUACACAUAAACGAUAUCUCCGAUCCCACAUGUAUAUAAUAAAUAGCUCCUUCUGAGUAUUUGACACACCUGCUAGUACAACACAUAUUAAUGUAAUUAGGAAAUCCUUUUACAAUUAUCUUUCAGAAAUAAUUUAUUUGGCUGAGCUUUAAAUAUAAAUACAUUUUCAAAGGAAAAAUAUAUCAAAUUUGCAUUAAUGACUACAAACUUGUUCUACUACUGAAAAUAAUAAAAAAAAAUAUACCACUCAC